AUGACUUUCCACAUAACCAGGAAGCAGCGCCUGACUGCCACAAUCGCCAUAUCUGGUGCCUUCUGUAUCGCCGAGCUAGUUAUCGGGUUCCGCACAAAGUCGCUGGCACUCAUCGCCGAUGCUUUUCAUUAUAUGAACGACUUGAUAGGGUUCGUGGUUGCAUUACUGGCGGUCAUCGUCUCGGAACGCGCCACCUCCCCCAGAACCCUCACUUUCGGUUGGAAACGUGCUCAAAUACUCGGCGCAUUCUUCAACGGGGUGUUCCUUCUCUCUCUGGGUGUCAGCAUCCUACUUCAAGCAGUCGAGCGAUUUAUCAACAUCACCCAUGUUAAGGAUCCCGUGUUGAUACUGAUCAUGGGAUGUAUUGGACUUGGUCUCAAUGUCCUCGUUAUAUGCUUCCUAGAUGAGAAUGACGACAGCAACGAUGGUGGGUACGAAUCUGAUCAAGGGGAAGGAGAGUCGAUCAAGGAGUCGGUUGCCGUCGCUUGCACUUUUCCAGUAAAUUCAGAACAAGCGAAUACAGACUCCAAGGAGGCCAAAGCGGAGAAUCACCAGGUCGGUCGAGAUCUCGGUAUGCUCGGCGUCAUGAUCCAUGUCAUUGGUGAUGCUAUGAACAAUGUCGGCAUCAUAGUGGCAGCCGUCGUCGUUUGGAAAGGGAACGGGGACGGCCGGUUUUACGUGGACCCCGGAGUCAGCCUAUUUAUCGCUUCGACCAUCAUUGCCUCUGCAUUGCCUCUUUGUGGGAGAGCUGGUCACAUCUUGAUGGAGAGCACGCCGCCCCAUGUUGACCUGGACGAUAUUCGAGCCAAAAUAAUCAAGAUGCCCGGGGUCGAGUCGGUCCCAGAGCUCCUUGUGUGGAGAAUCGAUCAGAAGACGAUGCUGGCGACGGCCCAUGUAGUCGUUGCGGACGACAGUAUCAGCAGCUUCAACCCGAAGGCGACAGCCAUCGGCGCAGUUCUACGGCCUUAUGGAAUUCACUCGAUUGCGUUGCAACCUGUACCCCGACUCCACAAAGGCACAGUCACUCCGGAUGCAGCAGGCUGCGAUGAUCCCAAGUGA
Molecule: messenger RNA, 1059 nt
Organism: Colletotrichum graminicola M1.001
Lineage: Eukaryota; Fungi; Ascomycota; Sordariomycetes; Glomerellales; Glomerellaceae
Product: cation diffusion facilitator family transporter
Exons: 7
Coding region: 1-1059 (352 amino acids)
Biological process (GO): zinc ion transmembrane transport; intracellular zinc ion homeostasis
Cellular component (GO): membrane
Molecular function (GO): zinc ion transmembrane transporter activity
Source: RefSeq, a predicted model, not a curated record